Messenger RNA from Eurytemora carolleeae, 1949 nucleotides. RefSeq lists its product as uncharacterized. The record is from RefSeq and is a predicted model, not a curated record. Lineage: Eukaryota; Metazoa; Arthropoda; Copepoda; Calanoida; Temoridae. The transcript is spliced from 15 exons. Bases 32 to 1723 code for a protein of 563 amino acids.
UCAGUAAAGCACACAUGGUGAAGCUGCAAGAAUGUUAAAUUUAUCAAGAAUUCAGAUUUUUAUUUAUUUAUCAUGUUUAUCCGCAUCUGUACUUGCUCAGGGGCAGCAGAGGGCUGCAUUGAUGAACCUUGCGAAGACCCUCUCCGAGAACCUUCAGAGCACUAUCUCCUCUACCUCUACCCAGAUACAGGAUUUAAACUGGAGAAAUGGGAACCUCACUCUAGGCGUGGAAGGAUUAGAAGUUAAGGUUUCAAACUCCUCCGUACUACUGGAGAACCUGGAGCAGAGAAUAUUAAGCCUGGAGAACCAGACCUCGCUACUUAAAGAGAGAAGAGAACUGGAGGAAAAUAUUUGGAAGUUCAAUACUUUAGUAUGUAAUGCAUCCCUGGAAACCCUGAGAGAAAAUCUGGAAGAGAAAAUUUCUCAGCUGGCGGUUGGAAAACCUGCUCCGAUCCCUCCCUUCACACUUGACAGUUCCAAGAACUCUAACAGUAAAAUUAACACAGAGGGAGACAAAUCUUUGGACCAGGAAGGUUCUCUAAGUAUACUAAAUAAGCUGGAUAAUCUAUUGGCGGAUUAUGAGUAUUAUGAUAUCCCACCUCCUUCCGCUCCUCUCCCUGAUAACCCAGGGUCUAACACAAGCUCCGUAAAUAUCUCCGUCAACGGCUCCGUGGACACUCUUGUCUCCUUCACAAACCAACUUCUCCUGGAGCUUAACAACAAAUACACAAACCUUGACAGCAAGAUCUCUGGGUUGGAGAGGGAAGGGGAGAAGACUAAGAAGAAAAUGAAAGAAAACAAGUUUGAGGAUGAACUGCUCCGGGAGAUGACAAGGAUAGAGGACGAGGUUGGGUUCAAGAUCUCCAGAAUAAAGGAUGAUAUUGCUACCGGAGAACAGUCUAUUAGGACGGAAAUAAAACUCAAGGAUGAAGAUAUCGAACUUUUAAAAAAGAUAACCACGAGUCGUCUGUCAAUCUAUGAGUCUAGAAUAGAUGCUCUGGAAUCCAUGAUCCUAAACCUAACAAUAUCUAAUAAUCAAAACAUGGAACAGUUUCUUCAAAGUAACAAGUUGGAGAAAAAAGAUGAGCCGGAAGUAAGCACAACAGAGAGAUCCAGAGAACCUGAGUUUCUAUCUUCUCAAACCUCACAGGAUCUAGAUAGGAUUGCAGCCUUUCUAGACGGAGAUUCUGAUACUUCAUCCUCAACCUCAUCCUCGUCCCCAUCCGCAUCCUCCUUCGCUGGAUCUCGAACCGGAGGGAUCGAUGGUUCUUCUUCUUCUCGUGAUCAUUACUGGAACAAAUAUAAUUCGGAGGCAUCAAAUCCUCCACUGGUCCUGAAGGACAGAUAUGAGGCAGCUGAUAGAUCCCGACGUCGGAGUGGACGGUGGCUGGUAUCUGAUGAUUAUGAAAAUCAGGAUUCAAACAACUGUGAUUGUUUAUUUAUGCAGGAGAGGCUGGCCAUCCUGGAGUCUGGGUUCGAGAACAUGAUGAUAGAGGUUGAGGAUCAGAUGGCUGGAAUACAGAGUUCUGUGACACGAAUGGUUCACCGUCUACAGGAUCUAGAAAAUAUGCAAUCCUCCUCCCUUCCUAGAAGUCCCAUCUGUGUAGCAAAACAGGUAGUAGCUGGGCUGGACGGAAUGGAUACAUGGUGCCAAGAGCAGUGCACACUUGGAACUUGUCCAGAGAGAUUGUGCUCUUGUCCAUCCACAAUACCACCAAGCUAAUCUUGUAUACCCUGAAUACAAGACUAAUCUUGUAUACCCUGAAUACUUCUACACACUAAUAAUUAAAGAAGAUAUAUUCAUAAAUAUAUUUAAUCUGGUAACUCAGGAUACUCAUUUUUAACGUAAAUUGAUAUUGUAAAAAACUGUCAAAAUUGUGAUAAUACUUUAGUAAGGUCUGUUCAAAAAUAUUUACGAUCUAUAAAAGUAAAAUAUGUGAUAAUUUAAA